Diceros bicornis minor is the source of this 1173-nucleotide messenger RNA. It is a transcript of the gene TMCO1, whose product is annotated as transmembrane and coiled-coil domains 1. Lineage: Eukaryota; Metazoa; Chordata; Mammalia; Perissodactyla; Rhinocerotidae. The record is from RefSeq and is a predicted model, not a curated record. Gene Ontology annotation, biological process: endoplasmic reticulum calcium ion homeostasis. Gene Ontology annotation, molecular function: calcium channel activity. Gene Ontology annotation, cellular component: endoplasmic reticulum; cytoplasm; endoplasmic reticulum membrane. Bases 126 to 692 code for a protein of 188 amino acids. The transcript is spliced from 7 exons.
AAUCUGUCAGAGUCGGAGUGUUGCCCAGUGGUCCUGCAAUCUCGGGAAGUCGUCGUCGCUUCGUUUUUCCUGACUCUCGAGUGCUUCCCCCCAGGCGGGUGGGAGUGCAGAGACGGAAGUGCAAGAUGAGCACCAUGUUCGCGGACACGCUGCUCAUCGUUUUUAUCUCCGUGUGCACGGCUCUUCUCGCCGAGGGUAUAACCUGGGUCCUGGUUUACAGGACGGACAAGUACAAGCGACUGAAGGCGGAAGUGGAAAAGCAGAGUAAGAAAUUGGAAAAGAAGAAGGAAACAAUAACAGAGUCAGCUGGUCGACAACAAAAAAAGAAAAUAGAGAGGCAAGAAGAGAAAUUGAAGAAUAAUAACAGAGAUCUGUCAAUGGUUCGAAUGAAAUCCAUGUUUGCAAUUGGCUUUUGUUUUACUGCCCUAAUGGGAAUGUUCAAUUCCAUAUUUGAUGGUAGAGUGGUGGCAAAGCUCCCUUUCACCCCCCUUUCCUAUAUCCAAGGGCUGUCUCAUCGAAAUCUGCUGGGGGAUGACACCACUGACUGUUCCUUCAUCUUCCUGUAUAUUCUGUGUACCAUGUCGAUUCGACAGAACAUCCAGAAGAUUCUUGGCCUUGCCCCUUCGCGAGCAGCCACCAAGCAGGCAGGUGGAUUUCUUGGUCCUCCACCUCCUUCUGGAAAGUUCUCUUGAAAUCAAGAAGAAACCCAUAAUUCCUGUCAUUCUUUUUAGCCAUUCAAAUCAGACUGGCAAUUACUUUGUAGCAAGAGCCAUAGGCAGCCUUAGCACAUGGGUGACUUUCUAGUUUUGAGUUAUCUCUAGACUUUUUGGAUGUGAUUCACGUAAGGAUGGCACCCAACAAACAUGAUAGUGCUUUGGAUCACAGAUUAAUUUUUUUUAAAUAAGUGUCUUGAUUAGAUAAGUUCAGUUGAUAUUUAUGUAAUGAGAAACAAAUAGCAUCUUUCUUGUUUUGCUUACAUGAAUAUUUUCUGUGGGACCGCCUCUCAAGUCUGUGCUGUGUGCCAUGUACCAUGGAAGUGGUUCUCCAUGAGUAUUUAGAGAUCUGGAAGAAAAAUUUAGAUUCUGUAACUAUUAAUUGGAACUAUUUGUUGUGUGUUUUUCUUCAAGCCAAAUAUAUGACCUGAGAUCAAUAAAGAGGCCAACAUUUUAGCUA